GUGACAGUCCGUGGCUGGUAGUGACGAAGCGCAGACGCUGCACUAGUGGACUCGCCGCCGCGCGCUCAGUCUAGAGUCCCGACUCCCGCCGGAAAAACUAACACAAACUUUUUGCUUCCGCAACCUCAAUCGAAUCUCAAAUUCAAAUUUGGAACUUUUUAUUCUUUUGUUGCGCUCGCGUCUUCAACGGAUUGUUUGGUUCGUGUGUAUGCGAUGUGUGAAUGAAUUUCAGUGACCUGUGAUUUUUAAGGUACCCUUCAAUCAGAGCUGUCCAUCACAGACCAAAAUGGAUGAAGACGGUGUAACAUGAAGACAAAAAUGAUCCCUUUGCUCCUAGCCAGUAGCAGUUGCCAAAUACAAAACAGACUCGUUACUGUCAUAGUACAAUCAACUCCGAGGGAACUUACAAUCAGUUGUUCGCUGUUCAGUGCUAAACUAUUACCAUGAAUCAAAUGUUUGUUUGAGAAAAGUUUUUUUGUGAGUGAACUACGUGAGUGAUAUAAUCGAAAUGAUGUACCGGACUUUGCUGUUGCAUUUUGCUAUCGUAUUCCUCGCUGCUUGCGCACGCGCGUCGCUGCUGAACGAGCUCGCCAGUAAUGAAGUUGGGCGACCGGACCCCAAUCCCGCUUCAAAGACACCCUCCACGUCGAAUGUGACUCGUGUGGCGUACGCGUGGAGCGCGUGGGGCGCGUGGAGCGCGUGCUCGCGCACGUGCGGCGGCGGCGUGGCCGUGCAGGAGCGACAGUGCCUGCCCAGCGACCCUACUAGGUGGCGCCGCAGCAGAAAGAGAAGGAAGCUGUACAUUGGCAAAGACAGAGCGAGACGACGCAUCCGGGACAUCCGGGGAGCAGCUACUGACGACCAAGACUGCCCCGGGCUGGCCAAGCGCUACCACGAGUGCAAUACCGCGCCAUGUAAAGGAGCGUCUAAAGAAGCCCGCGCGGAGCAGUGCGCGGCGUACGACCGACGCCCCUUCCGCGGCCGCUUCUACACCUGGGUGCCCUAUGUGGACGGAAACUCCCCCUGCAUCCUGAACUGCAGGCCUCGCGGGCAGCAGUUCUACGCGUCCCUGGGGCUGGUGGAAGACGGGACGCCGUGCACCAAGCCAGGGUUCCGAGCCAUCUGCGUGCAGGGAGCGUGCAAGGUGGUGGGUCUCUCGGAAGUGGCGGGCGCGAGCGCGGGCGAGGCGCGCUGCGGGCGGCGGCUGGUGUCGGGGCUGUUCUCCCGGCCGCGGCUGCCGCUCGGCUACUCCCUCGUGGCCACGGUGCCGCGCGGCGCCUGCCGGCUCAACGUCUCCGAGAUCCUGCCCACUGACAACUACAUCGCUCUGAAGCUGAUGAAUGGUUCGUACAUAAUGAAUGGAGAGUUUGCGGUCAGCGCCCCUGGAAGCUAUGAAGCGGCCGGAGCAAGAUUUAUCUACUCCCGCAACGCUAAUGUCGACAAUGUAUUCGCCCGAGGACCCAUUCAGCACCCCAUCGACAUUAUGAUCUUAUACACCGAGCCGAACCCAAGCAUUAAAUACGAAUACCUGACAGAUGCCAGUCCAGAAGAGACGACCAACGACAUCCCGGGGUCCAAGCAGGCGCCGCAGCAGGACGCGCCGCACCCGAGACACCACCGACAUCACAACCCCGCUUCCUACAAGAAAGCCUUGGAAAACAAGGAGAUGGUGGAAAGCAACGUCAUCGGAGACAGGAAGUUUAUGUGGAAAAUCCUCGCUUUCACGACCUGUUCUAGAACGUGUGGCGGUGGUUUACAGAUAGGGAAGUUCAGGUGUGUGGAGGCCGUCGGUGGUGAGGACCGGGAGGUAUCCGCGGCUCACUGCAGCGGGGCCCCGCCGCCGUCGCGCCGGCGCCGCUGCGGCGUGACGCCCUGCGCGCCGCGGUGGCGGGCGGCGCCCUGGGGGCCCUGCCCGGUCUGCGGCCCCGCGCACAGAACCAGGAUCGUGGGCUGCGUGCAGGACCACACUAAAGGACUCACUAAGAUAAGUGACCAAAACUGCCCUCUACCGAUGCCACCGAAUUCCGAACCUUGCGACAUUCCGAACUGCGACGGGACGGCGUCCACGACAGAAGCGCCACGGGUCGACCAGCGCCGCCAGAUACGACCAGGUCCAAGAACUGACGCCUUCCACGGAGGGCCGGUCAUAUCGCUGUCACCUAACGCUUCGGAUAAUGAAGUGGGGGCGCCCUACGAGCCCCGCUACAAGGCUGACAGUCAGGGCGCUGGGUGGUUGUACACCGAAUGGUCUUCGUGCGUUGGCUGGUGCGUGGGAGGUGGGAUCCAGUCGAGGGGCACGCGGUGCGCGGACCCCGCCGGCUGCGCCGUCCGCCAAGCCAUGCGGUCCUCGCAGACGUGCCGGCCGAAGAUCACGUGCAAUGCCCACGAAGGACAGUGGUUUACUGGGGAGUGGUCGAAGUGUUCGGCUGGGUGCGGCGGCCAGCAGAUCCGGGGCGUGCUCUGCAUCGGAGGCACCGGGCGGCGGCUCCGGGACACGGCCUGCAAGAGCCCCAAGCCCGACAUCACCAGGCCCUGCGGGGAGGCCUGCGCGCCCACCUGGUAUCUCAGCGAGUGGGGCGAGUGCAAAGGUCCGUGCGAGGCCGGCGUGCAGACGCGCACAGUGUGGUGCGCGCGCGACGGGGCAGAGGGCGCCACCGGCGCGCUGCGAGACAACGAGUGCCGCGAGCAUCGCCCCCUGGCGAGGCGGACCUGCGUGCCCAAGCGGUGCUCGACCAAGCCCGCCGUGCAGUUCGCGCCGGCUGGGGCCGAGCCGCAGCCACGAGUGACACGGCAUGAGAUGCACAAACCACAAGACGUUCCUCUCAGUGAGAGAUCAUUCACCGACGGAACAAAGGUGUGUGAGGACAAACUGAACAACUGCCAUCUAGCGGUGCAGGCGAGACUCUGUCACUACCACUACUACACGGAGUACUGCUGCCGCUCCUGCCACGGACGGUAGACGACAUUCUUUGGUAGCGUUGCUGCAGUAUAAAGAAACGCAUAGGCAUUUUGAGAUCAAAAUGUUAUAUGGCACGAACUUUCAGUGAGAAAUGAAGUGAAGUAGUUAAUGGAAAUAAUUUGUUAUAGACAACAACACACACUGCCACUGCCAGUGUGGUGUUUUGGUGGAAAUAAAUAAACAAUUACAAACCAUUGCCCUAGUAAAAUUUUGGCAUUUAUUGUGAAGUUAACAACUAAGGUUGAAUUUAUAUGUAAAAAAAUUCUCUUGCAUGGUUUGGUUGGUUGUUAAUUUCCAGCAGUACCUAUAAGUAUUAGCGUUAGUUACGUGAUCUCCAGUGUAAAACCGAAAAUGGGGUGGAUCUGUGACGGUUCAAUUACGAAUCUGAUUUUAUGAGCAAACUGCAUUUUCAAGUAACCAUUUUCUCUAUAUAAUUAUGAAUAAGAAAUAUAUGAGACAAGAAUACUACUCUGUGUAAAAAGUAUCGGGACUUUAUCAAUAAAACACAAAAUGUUUGUUAUUCAUCCAAAUUUAUUUUAAUACCUUCAAAGUAUGCUCUUUUAGAAUCGAUACAUACCUAUAUGCCAACAAAUUAACCAAUCAUCACAAUUUUUUUUUAUACGCUGUUUCCAUAGUUGUGUUUAGUAGUCGCGGCGAUUUUUCCUUUUCGUCUUCCAUCGAUUGUUAGUCUAAGUCAUGUUGACUGUUUUCUUUGACUAUCGUGGUGUUGUGCACUCGGAAUUCUUGCCAGAAAGUCAAACGGUAGGAAAAUAAUAUUAUUUGCGGGUUAUGUGGAAUUUAAUACUGCAAAUUUGACAAAGAAGAUCAGAUUUGUGGAAAAAAAAUCUAGAAAGAUUUUCACCGCGAUAAUGCGCCUUCGCACAAGGAUCAUCAUUGUGAAUGAAUUUUUGCGCAAAAACUCAACACAUACCAUCGAGCAUCCACCAUAUUAACCAGGUAUCACGGCUCUAGCUUCUUUUUUUCCAAAACUCAAAUUACCACUUCGAGGCACUGUUUUCAAUCGAUAGAAGACAAAAUCGGAAAAUGUAAGGAAAAUUUGCCGUGAGUACUAAACACAAC
Plutella xylostella (diamondback moth) is the source of this 4039-nucleotide messenger RNA. Its product is annotated as ADAMTS-like protein 4. The record is from RefSeq and is a predicted model, not a curated record. Lineage: Eukaryota; Metazoa; Arthropoda; Insecta; Lepidoptera; Plutellidae. Gene Ontology annotation, cellular component: extracellular matrix.